Messenger RNA from Schistocerca gregaria, 1726 nucleotides. RefSeq names its product transmembrane protein 17-like. Gene Ontology annotation, biological process: non-motile cilium assembly. The record is from RefSeq and is a predicted model, not a curated record. Gene Ontology annotation, cellular component: ciliary transition zone. Bases 237 to 812 code for a protein of 191 amino acids. The transcript is spliced from 5 exons. Lineage: Eukaryota; Metazoa; Arthropoda; Insecta; Orthoptera; Acrididae.
AUAUGAAAGCAGAAACUGAUCCGUACCGCAGUGUUAAAUGUCAACUGCAGGAUGGCGCCAGAAUCGAAAAGCUUUGUUUACGUCCAAAAGGUUCUCGUAAUCACUUUUCUUUCUGCAGCUCGAUUGUGGUUUUCGAUGUACUUACUUUAACUGGUUCUGCGAGUUUAAGGUCAUUUUAUAAAACCGCAACGAGGGUGUGAUCACAAUCUAACAUAACACUGUUACACUGUGGUGUGAUGGAGAACAGAAGAGCAAGACUUUACGGAAAGACGUUUUCAACUAUAUCAGAAAAAAUAUUUCCUGGUUUGUCUACGUGUUCCGUCCAAACAUUAAACAGUCCGGAGGGAGUAGGAACAGAAGCACUUUCCAGCCUUCCUCUACAGAUGGCGUUGUACUUCAGUGUGAUCUUCUUCCCAGUUUGGCUUUCUUCUAUGACAGUUAUGUUUCAUUUCAAGUAUGGGUGCCUUACUGUUUUAUAUCGGUUCCUCGUUUCUACAGUUCUUCUGACAGCGGCGGUUAAUGAAUGUCUUAGACUGUACUUUGGGUACAUUGGUAACCUAUCAGACAAGGUACCUGAACUGGCUGGAUUCUGGUUGCUGUCGCUGGUUCCACAGCUCCCUCUCCAGCUGUUUUUGUUGCUUAAUCAGAACAUUAUGCUACAACCACUGGAGCAAAUAGUCCAGUCAUUUUCUGUACUUUUAUUAAUUAUUCAGUUACUGACUGGCUUUUUUGCACUACGCCACUCUUCAAAGAUCCAUGCUGAGCAGUCUCGUUUGCGUGUACUAUUUUCUACACAGCAGAAGGAUGAUUGAUAAGAUGACUUCUGUUGGUGGUUUUCUCUGCAUCAAGGUACUCACAGCACAUGCCUGGCAUAAAAGUUUAUGAAAACCUCAGUGCCUACCUGACACUGGAGAUUCAGUGUCCCAUGUGUAUAACACUCAGUCUGGCUGUGAUCAAAAGAGCUGAAAAUGACCAUCUUGCUUAUUCUGAGAUAUGCUGGCAGCAUACAUAUUUUAAUAUAGUGUCCAAUAACUCAAGUACUUUUCUAUUUUGAAGUUAAUGCCACAAUGGGAAUAAAACAUUUUGAGCAAAUUCAGUACCACCUCGUUUUGAAAGGCAGAACAAUAGAGCAGGUACAUAUCCUAUCACAUAUUUAUUCAUUGUGCUGUGUGUGUUUGUUGUUUUUGUUUUCUUUAACAUUUGUAGGUAAUCUGACAUUAAAAUAUUCUGAGACUGUACAAAAAGUAGCAAUAACACAUGAACUAAAUGCUAGCAAGAACAAUAAAAAGUGGAGUCCCUCACGGAUUCGUUCUUGGACCUAUCCUUCUUUCCCUUCUGUAAAUAAAUGACUUAGAUCUAAGCAUUGAAUCACAUAUGACCACCUUAAUGACUGAUUUGAAGAAAAUAAGCUAAUAAUAAAUACAUUCAAACAAUUUUUCUAAACAUCUCUUUAAAGCAAGCCUUCAACACCUCUGUAUCAAACUCCAGCAGCACACCCCCAACACAACAAAGUUUCUAGGCAAUGGCUUCACAAUGAUUUUAAAUGACAGACACACAUAACAAAAACAAAUCUAACACUGAUGAAAGUAUGCUACAGCCUAGGUUUGCUUCCACAUCAUUCGAUUUGUGCACUUUACCUAGUUACACAGCAUAGGAUUAUAUUCUGGGAUAGCCCAACUGGUAGCUAGUCAUCAUCUUGACCCAGAAAAGAGCUGUAAGAGCAACA